AUGUCCACAGCAGCAGUAGAGGAUUCUUUCACCGGACCAAACUUGAACAUCACGUUAACAUGUCCUGAUUGCAAGACUUACCCACCGCAGUUGAUCGAGGCGUACGCCAGUGGCGACUUGAUUUGCUCGCAAUGUGGGUUGGUCAUCUGCGACCGAAUCAUCGAUACCAGAUCAGAAUGGCGUACCUUCUCUAACGAUGAUCAGAAUGGUGGUGAUCCAAGUCGUGUGGGUGAUGCCCUGAACCCGCUUCUUGAUGGUGAUCAAUUGCAAACCUUGAUUUCCUUUGACAAGAAGGACUCUAGAGCCAGCAGAGAAUUGAAUAGAGCCCAGAGCAAGAGUUUGGUCGACAAGAAGGACAAUCAGUUGGCAGCGGCAUUCUCAAAGAUCUCGCAGAUGUGCGAGACCUACGCGUUGCCAAAGAUUGUCCAAGAUGCCGCGAAAGAGGUGUAUAAGUUAUCAUACGAAGAAAAACCUCUUAAAGGGAAAUCGCAAGAGGCAAUCAUGGCAGCGGCGAUCUUCAUUGGUUGUAGAAAGGCAAAUGUCGCGAGAACUUUUAAAGAAAUCUGGGUGUUGACUAAAGUUCCAAAGAAGGAAAUUGGCAAAACUUUCAAAUUGAUCAAAAAGAUCAUUGAAGAAAAGGGUCACAGUUCUAACAGCACUAACCCAGAAUCUAUUCAAACCACACAAACUACUGCAGAAGAUUUGAUUCGUAGAUUCUGUUCACGUUUGGGUCUCAACAACCAAGUCACUAAUGCGGCAGAGUACAUUGCCAGAAGAGUUAAAGAAUUGGGCGUUUUGGGGGGUAGAAGUCCAAUCACCAUUACUGCUGCCGUGAUUUACAUGGCAGCAACUCUCUUUGAAUCUGACUUGAAUCCUACCAGAAUCUCUUACAGCACGGGGGUUAGCGAAGGUACAAUCAAAACCAGUUACAAAUUGUUGGCUGCAAAAAAGAAGGAAUUGAUCGAUCCAUAUUGGAUCACCAGUGGGAAAGUCAAGGAAAAUGCUACUGUGAAAACUGAAAAGUAG
Saccharomycopsis crataegensis is the source of this 1026-nucleotide messenger RNA. It is a transcript of the gene SUA7, whose product is annotated as transcription factor TFIIB. Gene Ontology annotation, biological process: transcription preinitiation complex assembly; transcription initiation at RNA polymerase II promoter. The transcript has a single exon. Bases 1 to 1026 code for a protein of 341 amino acids. Lineage: Eukaryota; Fungi; Ascomycota; Saccharomycetes; Ascoideales; Saccharomycopsidaceae. Gene Ontology annotation, cellular component: nucleus; transcription preinitiation complex. The record is from RefSeq and is a predicted model, not a curated record. Gene Ontology annotation, molecular function: RNA polymerase II general transcription initiation factor activity; TBP-class protein binding.